Molecule: messenger RNA, 867 nt
Organism: Procambarus clarkii (red swamp crayfish)
Lineage: Eukaryota; Metazoa; Arthropoda; Malacostraca; Decapoda; Cambaridae
Source: RefSeq, a predicted model, not a curated record
AUGGAGCGGUUCCUACGGCCCGAGCAGUUUGUUACUGACCCAAACUCCACCAAUACCUCUCAAAAAUGGCGUCACUGGCUCAAAACCUUCAACAACUUCUCUCUAGCUGUUCAACAAACUACUCCCACCGUGGACAUGCUGGGUCUCCUGAUAAACUACGAUGCUCCACGUGUGUUCGACUACAUAGCUGACUGUACUACGUAUGACGCGGCUGAAAAAUCCCUAACAGAACUGUUUGUGAAGCCCAAGAAUAAAGUAUUCGCAAAGUAUGUGGUUGCAACACGACGCCAAAACUUGUCAGCCUUUGACCAGACUCAUCCUCAAGAAACGGUACAGAAACUUUCUGCCUCUUAUGCUCAGCCAGGGGCUACAAACGCUGCCAUGACACUCUCAUUAGACCUGGAGGACUCAGGAGGACAAGAAAGUGUAGACAAAAAAGUAGACCAAGUUUCUGCAGCUACAACUAGUGGUUUAAAGUGCUUCUUGUGUGAUCACACUCGACAUCCUCACAGUCGAUGUCCAGCUAGAGAGGCUGUGUGUAUGAAGUGCAAGAAAAAGGGUCAUUAUGCUAAGGUCUGCCGAUCUCUGAAACAGACUAACAGCGCUUCAAACACCCAACAUUCCGCUGCUAUGCUCACUACUUUAGCUGGGACUUCACCCUCAUGUCUCAAUAAAUCAGUUCUUACCUCUAAGAUCAAUGUUAUUCCAGUCAGUGCUCUGAUUGACACUGGCAGCUCUGAGAACGUUAUUCAUAAGAAUAUUGCCGAGCAGACUGGGUUACUCGUCUACCCUGACACUGGGGCAGUUUCUAUGGCUAAUGUAUCGUUCUCUUCAAAAUUCCUGGGUCAGUGUUCUGUAGACUUGUAG